This is a messenger RNA of Lampris incognitus (smalleye Pacific opah), 2157 nucleotides long. RefSeq names its product RNA-binding protein 4.1-like. The coding region runs from base 151 to 1401 and encodes 416 amino acids. The record is from RefSeq and is a predicted model, not a curated record. The transcript is spliced from 3 exons. Gene Ontology annotation, cellular component: cytosol. Gene Ontology annotation, molecular function: mRNA binding; zinc ion binding. NCBI's taxonomy places the organism in Eukaryota, Metazoa, Chordata, Actinopteri, Lampriformes, Lampridae.
ACGGUGAUGGUGCUCUGCCGCGCUAGCUGCUCAAGGUGCACUGCUAGCAUAGCACACUGGAAGCCGUUAGCCGUCUGCUCCGAGCCGCCAUUUCACGCAUCCAGGGUCGCGCUGCUCAUUGUAACGUUACAGUUAAAUUGAAGCUCCACAAUGGUGAAAAUAUUCAUUGGGAACUUGUCACCAGAAACGACAACAACUGACCUUCGCUCGCUCUUCUCCCAGUAUGGCAAGAUUGCAGAAUGUGACAUUGUCAAGAAUUUUGGCUUUGUGCACAUGGAUAGCAAAGCUGAGGCGGAGGAAGCCAUACGCAACCUCCACCAAUAUGAGCUGAAUGGCCAGCCCAUGAACGUAGAACUAAGCCGUGGCAAAUCCAGAGCUUCCACCAAGCUACAUGUUGGCAACAUUGCCUGCACCAACCAAGAGCUGCGGGCCAGGUUUGAGGAGUUCGGCACUGUGUUGGAGUGUGAUAUAGUGAAGGACUACGCCUUUGUUCACAUGGAGCGAGUGGAAGACGCCAUGGAGGCCAUCAGUAAGCUGGACAACACAGCCUUCAAAGGCAAACUGAUGAGCGUGAAGCUUUCGACUAGCCGCCUGCGUACUGCGCCGGGAAUGGGAGAGAGAUCGGGUUGUUAUCGUUGCGGGCAGGAAGGCCACUGGUCCAAAGAGUGCCCCCUAGACCAAAAUGGCUACCACAGAAACGGCUCAGAGCCAAAGUCUGGCGGAUACAGUACCUUGAGAUUUGGCGGGCGUGGUCACGGCCGGGGUUAUCAACAGGGCUUCAGUGGCGAUCCAGAUUAUGGUGACAGCUAUGCUCCUGUACAUGCUUUUUCCCGGGGUUCCGGUCACAGCAAUGUGGCAGGGUACGGCAGGGGUGCAGGCUUCGAAGGUGCUAUGAAUUACGGGGCUCCCCCAGGUUACGGCAUAAACGCUUCUGCUGAACAUAGCAUGGCUGGAAUGUAUGGCAAUGAGGCUGCAUACGGGAGCAGCAACUCGAUGUAUGGCGCGGUACCAGCCUACCCGGUGCGACGGUCGUCUUUUGAGAACAGGGAUCCUUAUGGGGUCGUGGACCUCUACGAGAAGUACAGGGCUAAUCCAUACGGAGGCAAUUAUUUUGAGGAAUGCCCCGCUGUGUCGUUGCCAGCUCCAACAUCUUCCUCGACCGCUGUAAAGCGGGAACGUCUGCCACCCACUAGCCUUGACCCUUAUGAGCACCCUCCUCCACCAGCACUUAUGUCCACAUACUACGCACGUGAGCGGAGUCCGAUCCGGAGAGUCCAGUCUGAGGCAAAUGGGUUUAGGUUUGAGCAGUCGCGCCUCUCCCCAACAACCUCUGUCCCGAGAAGUUCGGCUUAUGAAGUUCCGCGGGAUCCCUAUGCUGAGCGGGCGCGCUAUCCAUACUAACCCUUCUCCUACACUGCCAGGUGAGAGCUAAACAGCUUUCUCAGUGAUUAAGAAAGCCCAAGCUCCAUUGAUAAACUAAAAGUGGAGAAUUAGAUGUCUGAUAGUCCAUUUCUUAGAUAAAGUCCAAGGUAAGAGUUAGUUCUUUGUCCAUAUGAGGUGUCUGGGUAAUAAAAAUAACAAAACCACAAUCAAAUUUGCUGAUCAGUAUUGCUAAGAGCAUGCCAUAAAGGUCUAUUUUUUUUAACAGAUAAAUGGAUUUAUGUUGUGGUACACUGCUAUUCCAAGUGGUGCCCCAGUAUUCAGGACAACUAACUUUCAGUUGACCACCUUUUAUUACUUUUUUGGGUGCUGUUGCUAUGUCCAACUCUGGAAAAGCUCACAUCUUAAGUAGACUUCUUAUUAUGAGUUAUACAUAACAUGAUCGUCAGUUACUUUAUGAUGUUUAUUCUGUUUUCUCAACACUGAAUGUAGAUUGUGCAUUCACUACUUAAAUUACAAUAUGAAUAAACCAUUAACUGCAUGAUGCAUGUUUUUACAUGGUUUCAUGACCAGCUUCAUGAGAUCAAAUCAGUUUUCCACUAUUUUACAAGAGAACUUAAGGAAUCAGUUGAGGAUGACCUGAUGCAUACUACCAGUUCACAAGGGAAUCAUUUGGGUAGGGGAAACUGAAUUUUAUAUUGUUUGUCUUUGCACCUUUGUGUCAAUAUUUGUCCAGAUAUGAACUGACAGAAUAAACAAACAAAAAAACAAAAAAAA